AUGCUCAAGGCCGCACGUGUUAGCUCGGGUCGAAAGCCAAGUGGGCCGCGGCGUGCAGAGGCGUCCUCAGGUUUGGGGGGGGGGGCGCUUGUUUUGAAACUCAAGAACGUGGCGGCCGUGGUGGAGACGGAAACACGAGCUCCCGCCGCUAACGCCGCUAAUGUUGUGUUGGGAGACGAGAUGUGGGCCGCUCGCCAUCAGCUGCUGGACCCCAGAAGUAAACAGGAGCUGGCAUUAUCUCAGCUGGGAGCAUCUCGAGUCGUGACCAGGGGGGGAGGGAGGAUGAGGGAGGGAGGAUGGGUGAGGGAGGAUGGGGGAAGGAGGGGGGGAGAGGAUGAGGGAGGGAGGGGGGGGGGAGGAGGGGGGGGGGAGCUGCUGUCAUAA
Messenger RNA from Knipowitschia caucasica, 384 nucleotides. The record is from the annotation of a GenBank genome assembly. Lineage: Eukaryota; Metazoa; Chordata; Actinopteri; Gobiiformes; Gobiidae.